Molecule: messenger RNA, 915 nt
Organism: Malus domestica (apple)
Lineage: Eukaryota; Viridiplantae; Streptophyta; Magnoliopsida; Rosales; Rosaceae
Product: protein MIZU-KUSSEI 1-like
Biological process (GO): hydrotropism
Source: RefSeq, a predicted model, not a curated record
UCCAAUUAGCGUACAAUUUCAGACACUCAUAUCUAACUUACCUUGUAUUUUCUAAAUUGAUUUCUGAACCUCAUAACCUAGCUACAAUGCCUUCUGUGCACUCUAGCCCCUUCCACCACAUAGAGAACUCAGCCAUAUUUAACCUAAUCCGGCACGCUCACACGCCAGGCCAAAAACGUUCAACAAAAUCUUCAUCCGGAGGCCUUCUCAAGAUGUUCAAGCUCUUUCCCAUGUUAACAUCAGGCUGCAAAAUGGUUGCCUUGCUAGGCAGGCCCCGGAAGCCGUUACUGAAGGAUCAUGCCACAACUGGUACAAUUUUCGGCUAUCGAAAGGGGAGGGUAAGCCUAGCUAUACAAGAAGACCCUCAUUGCAUGCCACUCUUUGUGAUAGAGCUGCCAAUGCACAGUAGUGUGUUUCACAAGGAAAUGGCGUCGGAUAUAGUCCGAAUCGCGCUGGAGAGCGAGACGAAGACGCACAAGAAGAAGCUGAUGGAGGAGUAUGUGUGGGCUGUAUACUGCAAUGGAAGAAAGGUAGGGUAUUCUAUUAGGAGGAAGCAAAUGUCGGAGGAUGAGCUUCAUGUUAUGCAAACUUUGAGGGGUGUUUCGAUGGGGGCAGGGGUUCUUCCAUGCCCUUCUGAUCAGAAGGAGUAUGCAGGAGAUGGGGAGUUGACUUACAUUAGGGCAAGGUUUGAGAGGGUGGUUGGAUCAAAGGACUCUGAAGCUUUGUACAUGAUUAAUCCAGAUGGUGCUGCAGGACCAGAAUUAAGUAUUUUCUUUGUAAGAGCUCAUUAGCUUAAUUAGCAAAAAAUUAUGUACUCUUUUGAUUAAUUAAUCUAGGUUAUAUAUAAUAUAACUUUGUGUCUAUGUAAACUAAUUAAAGUUCUCAAAUGCAUGUAUUGAUUGUUUUGAACUUCAA